CGUAACAUUGUCAUCCUUUCACAAGUGGCAUGAACUUGCGGCACACACGCGGGGCGCGAAGAACACUGCGAACAAACAGAGUCGCCAGGUUCACAAGCUUAGUCGAGCUAGAGCAGCCAGAAAGUCUCGGUAGCACAUAUUAGGGUAGUUGCUGUUCUCGUCGAGGUGGGGGCACGCCCUGAGUCCUCUGCGUUAGUAGUCGGGCCGCAAUGGCGGGACCAGCAACGCUGGUGGUGCUGCUGGUCUGUAGCUUGGGUAUUCUUGAAUUAAACGGUGUGCAGUCCGCGCCGGUUGUAAAGCUGCACCGCAAUCCACCGCCACGGCGCGCAAACAGCCCGCACAAAGGCCGGCCUCCUGCGGUUCGUGUCACAUCACCGCCCAGCGCUCAGUCGCCAGCGGUGCUGGAGCCCCCCAGCCCUGCGCCGGGACCGCCGCCUGCGUCGCCUCCUCCAAGGCCUCCUCAGGACCCACCUGCAUCGCCGUUUGCACCGCCACCCGACUACGGUCCUACCUACACGCUGCGCGCGCAGACAGCGGCCGUGCGCUUCUUCCAAAACAAUGAUGAUUUCGGCCUUCGCGUGGAUUUAGCGGUGCCCAACCCCGCGGCACCCACAACAAAGGUGUGGGCGCCCUGGUGUGCGACCCAGAAGCAAAUGGAGCAGCGCGUCUUCGUUGGAUCGAUCGUGAGUCUGCUGUGCAAAGCCGCCUUGCCUGAGUCGGGCGGCGGCUUCAUUGCAUCAGACAGCGCCUGGGCCAUCCCAACGGGGCCGGUGCCCACUGGCAUGGGCUACCUCAAUCCUGCCGAGUACAAGGCCUGGGUCUUCAUCCCGGAUGAAAAACUCCCCGGUGCCGAUGUCGCAUACGACAAGACAACGAUCGACUUGUCGCUGUUUAAGGUGAUGACCACGCCGUGUGAGAGCGGUUUGGUCCUGGUUGCAAACUGCGUCUUCCUUGGCCGCCGGUAACGGGCAGGAGAGCGAGGGGGAGCUGGGGAGGGAAGGUGGGAACGGACGUAGUUGGGGAGGGGAGGAGUUGGCGGGGGGAGGAGUGGAGACGACGAGGAGCAUGUGAGGACGCGGCAGCUACCGGACGCCGGGACGGCCUUCAAAAGUGGAACGGGGGCGCCCACGUGUGGGGGCAAUGCGGGGGGAGAGGAGUGCGCACGACAUGCUUUCCACGUGUGGUUCAUGCGGUGCAUGCGGGAGCAGUGGCACUUGCAGCAUGCAAGGCACGCGAGCCGUGAGGUCUGUUGUUACAGAGCAGGGGCGGAGCAGAAGGCGGUGUCUAGGGAUGAGGCGCUGAGGACGUGUACGCUUAAUGGUUGGGUGCGGCCGGCGUGCAGCAGCAGCGGGAGUAGCAGGUCAGGAGUUGCACGCGCAUGCGACGGCUGCCCCGCCGGAGUUGGGGCGUUGACGAUUCAGGGAGCUGCACGGGCGAGUUAGGUGUGGGCACGAGAUGACGAGAGGUGGCAUUAUUCACGCAUCCCUGUGCUGAGUGUGGUGCUGCUGGUGACCUCUGGUGAGCCGGACCUCUGGUCAUCUGGUGGGCUGCUGGACCUUACUGUUGGUUAGUCAGGGCUUGCGGCAGUUGGGACCGCAAGGCUCCAGGUGUCAGACCCGCAGCGGUCCGGCCCGAACCUUGGUGAGGGGCGGUCACGUGUGAUAGGUCGGGCGGCGGGAGAGUGACAGGCCGGUUGCACCUGUCAGCCCGUCCGAGAGGUCUGCGGGGUGCCGGGGGAGUCUAGGCCCCGGCAGUUGCGAGAGUUGGCUCAACCACACGCCACGAGAUUACCCCAUACUACUGAAGGUGCCAGGCAGCGUAGCUGCCAUCGUGUGUGUAACGCACCAGCUAU
This is a messenger RNA of Chlamydomonas reinhardtii, 1852 nucleotides long. RefSeq lists its product as uncharacterized. Bases 210 to 965 code for a protein of 251 amino acids. The record is from RefSeq and is a predicted model, not a curated record. NCBI's taxonomy places the organism in Eukaryota, Viridiplantae, Chlorophyta, Chlorophyceae, Chlamydomonadales, Chlamydomonadaceae. The transcript is spliced from 7 exons.